Messenger RNA from Balearica regulorum gibbericeps (East African grey crowned-crane), 1746 nucleotides. The record is from RefSeq and is a predicted model, not a curated record. Lineage: Eukaryota; Metazoa; Chordata; Aves; Gruiformes; Gruidae.
AUGGCCAUCGCUGCUGAAAUACUAUAGCCACACAGAUGGUGUUAGCUGGCUUGAAGAAUACAAGGCACGGCACAAGGCUGGUCUAGAAGCCCAGAGAAUUGUAGCUUCGUUCUCCAAAAGGUUCUUUUCAGAACAUGUCCCCUGUGAUGGAUUCAGUGACAUUGAGACUCUCGGGUGCCCAAGUCAUUUUUUUGAGGAUGAACUGAUGUGUAUCCUUAACAUGGAAGGAAGGAAAGGUCUAACCUGGAAGUACUAUGCAAAGAAAAUUCUAUACUUCCUACGGCAACAGAAUAUAUUAAAAAAUCUGAAGGAGUAUCUUCAACGCCCGACUGAUCGGCAGUCGUUCUUGGAGGGUGCUGUUUUAAUUGACCAAUACUGUAACCCGCUGUCAGACAUCUGCUUAAAAAGUGUCCAGGCACAGGUGGAUGAUAUCACAGAUAAAGUGCGCAAAGUCCUGCGGAUGAAAAAUCCAAGGCACCCCAGCUUGGCUUCCAAGGCAGGAGAAGUCCUGAUUCCAGAAGUGGAGCUUCAGCGACAGGUGCUUGAUGCUAUGAAUUGUGUCUUAUAUGAGCAGUUAAAAUACAAAGGAAACGAGCUGGACUACUAUAACUCCCUGAAUUCAUACAUUCACCAGGUUUUGAUCCGCAGGACAGGAAUUCCCAUCAGUUUGUCUGUGCUUUAUUUAACAAUUGCGAGGCAGCUGGGAGUCAAACUUGAACCAGUCAACUUCCCUAGCCAUUUUCUACUGCGAUGGUGUCAAGGAAAAGAAGGAAGCACAGAUAUUUUUGACUACACCUACAUCGACGCCUUUGGGAAGGGGAAGCAGCUGACUGUGAAGGAGUGCGAGUACCUUAUUGGCCACCAUGUGACAGAGGAGUUCUAUGGAGUGGUGACUUCAAAAGAGGUCUUGCAGCGUAUGGUGGGAAAUCUCUUAAACCUUGGCAAGCGAGAAAGCACUGAUCAGUCUUACCAACUCUUGAGAGACUCGUUGGAUCUAUACCUGGCCAUGUAUCCGGACAAUGUGCAGCAUCUGAUGCUCCAGGCUAGGUUGUACUUCCACCUGGGAAUCUGGCCAGAAAAGGUUCUGGACAUCUUGCAGCAUAUUCAGGCUUUGGACCCAUCCCAGCAUGGGGCUGUCGGGUACUUGGUUCAACAUACCCUGGAGCAUAUUGAGCGCCGGAAAGAGGAGGUGGGACCUGAGGUGAAGCACCGUUCAGAUGAGAAGCACAAAGAGGUCUGCUUUUCGAUCGGGCUGAUUAUGAAACACAAGAGAUAUGGCUAUAACUGCGUGAUUUAUGGCUGGGAUCCCGCCUGCAUGAUGGGACAUGAAUGGAUCCGGAAUAUGAACGUCCACAGCCUUCCACAUGGCCCCCACCAGCCUUUCUACAAUGUGCUAGUGGAAGAUGGCUCUUGCAGAUAUGCUGCUCAAGAGAACCUGGAAUAUAACUCUGAGCCACGAGAGAUCCCUCACCCUGACAUUGGCCGCUAUUUUUCAGAGUUUACCGGCAUUCACUACCUACCAAAUACCGAGCUAGAAAUUCGGUACCCAGAGGAUUUGGAGCUCACACGUGCCACAGUUCAGAAGAUCUAUGGUUCAGGCAAGGAAUGAGUGCAAAAGGCAUCAUGAGGACAGAAGCAGCCAGAGUGUAGCUUUACCCUCUUUGCAAAACUUGCGUGGAAGGCAAGUUUGGUGACAAUCCUUUGGCUUAAUGCAUUGAAAACUGCAUUGAACUUUGUAACUGGUGC